Molecule: messenger RNA, 435 nt
Organism: Drosophila navojoa
Lineage: Eukaryota; Metazoa; Arthropoda; Insecta; Diptera; Drosophilidae
Source: RefSeq, a predicted model, not a curated record
CCACAUCGUCAUGGGUCGCAACAAGGCCAAUGCCAAGAAGGGAGCGGGAGCGGGAGCGGGAGCGGGCGGAGGUGCAGCUGCUGGCAAAGCAUCUGCCAAGCCUGCACUAAAUAAAUCCAAGAAGGCCAAAAACGUCUUCAAGGUGACCAACAACAAGGGCAAAAAGAAGCCCAAGGAAGUGAAGGGCAAGCUCAAGCAGCUCAAGGAGACUGUUAAGGCCAAGCAGGAGAAGGUGGAUGAAACACUAAAGGUGCUCCACAAGGAUAUGGUCGUUAAGAAGCCCAAGCCGGCGGCCACGCCUAUCAAAAACAAAAAGAAACCUGCGGCCAAUUCCAGCAAAGUCUCCGAUACGCUGGGCAAGCUUAAGUUCUAAAAUAGCAUUCAAGUCAAUAAAUGCUAUUUGUUAAUAAUGUUAGUUCAAAGGAUUAUACACAU